This is a messenger RNA of Nerophis lumbriciformis (worm pipefish), 2333 nucleotides long. It is a transcript of the gene dusp12, whose product is annotated as dual specificity phosphatase 12. Gene Ontology annotation, cellular component: nucleus. Lineage: Eukaryota; Metazoa; Chordata; Actinopteri; Syngnathiformes; Syngnathidae. Gene Ontology annotation, molecular function: protein tyrosine/serine/threonine phosphatase activity. The record is from RefSeq and is a predicted model, not a curated record. Gene Ontology annotation, biological process: protein dephosphorylation.
CGGACUCCUAGUAAAGACGAGCCAAAGACUUCGACAACACAACAAGUGUUUGCUUGCUUGAAAAUAUUAUUUUAAUAUAAUAUUUUAAUAUACAAUUAUAUUAUUUUAAUAUACAAUUAUAAUUUGAGAAGGUGCUUUCUAACAAGGUCCCACCGUGUGACGUCAUCGGCGUGACGUCAUGCUUCCGGUGGAUCCCGGUGUGUUCAUCGGCACGGCGGCUGACCUCCAUGAUGAGGCAGCCUUGGCCGCUGCCUCCAUCACGCACAUCCUGUCCGUGGACUCUGUGGACCCUGGACCUGGGCUCUCGGACUACUGCACUAAGUGGGUCAAUGUCCUGGACCAGGUGACCUCUGACCUCUUGAGCCACAUGGACGCCUGCUUCCUGUUCAUCCAGGAAGCAGUGAAGGCAGGCGGCGCCGCACUCGUCCACUGCCAGGCUGGACGCAGUCGCAGUGCCACCAUUGUGACCGCUUACCUGAUGAAGACAUACCAGCUGGACUUUGUGGAGGCUUACUGCAGACUGAAGACUGUCAAGCAGGAUGUGCAGGUGAACAGUGGCUUUGAGGAGCAGCUGUGUCUCUACCAGUCCAUGUGUUGUGAAGUGGACACCUGCAGUCCACUUUAUAAACAAUACAGACUCACCAAGAUCACACAGAAAUAUCCUGAGAUGCAGCAGGUACCCAGGGAGGUGUUUGCAGCAGACCCCGCCCACUGCAGCUCUUCUGAAGCCUCCUAUCGAUGCAGGAAGUGCAGAAGAAGUCUGUUCCGCAGCUGCAGCCUCCUCAGUCACCCAGUGGGAGAAGGAGCGUCCGCCUUCGCCCACAAGAAGUCCAGUACUGUGCCAGGAGGAGUAGAGUGUACCUCAUACUUUAUUGAACCAGUGCAGUGGAUGGAACAAGCUUUGCUCGGUGUGAUGGACGGACAGCUGCUGUGUCCCAAGUGUGGAUCCAAGCUGGGCUCCUUCAGCUGGUGUGGAGACCAGUGCUCAUGUGGCCGCUGGGUCACGCCCUCCUUCCAGCUGCACCGCAACCGAGUGGACGAGAUCCGCCUUCUCACCAUCCGUGGCGUCCUUUGAGGUUGGACUAGAUCAGCAUCCUUUGAGGUUGGACUAGAUUAGCAUCGCUGUUUAAAGUCACCAAAGGUGCGAGUCUUUGGGCACCUAACCCUUCCAUCCCCUUCCUGGGAUGACCAGUCAAUUCAGAAUCCAUUCAAGCCCAUUCUCGCUAUGCAUUAUUUUAUAUAACCUAUUUUCCCGACUAUAGACCAUACCGGUAUUUAAGUCAACUAAGUAUUUUCCAUAUAUUAACCACACCGGACUAUAAGUUGCAGAUAUAUAUGUUGUGAAAUGACUUAUUUACACAGAAAUAUUCUGUAAAUGUUUAUUCGGUGUCUGUAGAAAUGUUUUAGUUAUAUUGUAAAACUUACAAACGUUGCUUGGAGUGAUGAACGAAGAAUCCAUUCGAGUAGAAAUGCCAUGGACGGUUAGACGGAACGGCACUUGUACUUCCGGUUCAACGGAAUCUGAGCUGAGGAUGUGGUUGUGGCUUUGAUAUGAUUGAUUGAUUGAUUGAUUGAACGCUUUAAACAGCAGGAAUUCACAUUCACCCAGCAACCUCGUCCAAAAGAUGGCGCUGUAGCACAAACAGUAACACACCAUUGUAGUGUUUCCGCAUGUGUGUAGUAAAAAUGUUGUGCUUCAUGGCCGUAAGCGAAGAAAGAUUGCUUAAAUGAGCCGCACUGUUUUAGAAGCCGCGGGGUUCAAAGCGGAGCAGUGGUUUAUAGUCCGGAAUUUACUGUGGUAUAAUACAUAAUUGACAAAUAAUACAGGAUGAUGGAAGGUUUUGAUUUAAUAAGUUAGAUAUAUAGAUAGAUAGAUAGUACUUUAUUAUCUAUCUAUCUAUCUAUCUAUCUAUCUAUCUAUCUAUCUAUCUAUCUAUCUAUCUAUCUAACGUAUUAAAUUAAAGAUCAUGUAUUUCUGAAUAAUCAUCAUCAGACCUGUAGCGGUGCAGGUGUUUGUAAGCUGCAGGGUUCAAAGCGUAGGGAAAAAGUAGCGGCUUAUAGUCCAGAAAAUACAGUAAUAAUUAGAGAGAAACCUUUUCAAAAUAUCGUGUAGAUGGCCUAAAACUGCUUUAAAAAAUGUAUUCUGAUUAAAACUUUUUUUUUUUAAAUAGAUGAUUGAAAAUAAGGAGUGUGUUUGAAUAAGAAUGGCGAUUCAGAUGUGAAUCUAGUUUUCUUAUGCAGCCCUAAAAGUCGCCCAUUUUUCAUGGACAUGGAGACAUAACAGACCCAAAUGUCAUUGACACAUUAUUGUAAAUAAAACAUUGUGUUUCUUA